Messenger RNA from Dermochelys coriacea (leatherback sea turtle), 4472 nucleotides. RefSeq names its product dopachrome tautomerase (gene DCT). The record is from RefSeq and is a predicted model, not a curated record. NCBI's taxonomy places the organism in Eukaryota, Metazoa, Chordata, Testudines, Dermochelyidae. Gene Ontology annotation, cellular component: melanosome. The transcript is spliced from 8 exons. Gene Ontology annotation, molecular function: oxidoreductase activity; dopachrome isomerase activity. The coding region runs from base 205 to 1785 and encodes 526 amino acids. Gene Ontology annotation, biological process: positive regulation of neuroblast proliferation; ventricular zone neuroblast division; developmental pigmentation.
CGAGUCAAGGAUUAAACAAACACCCCAAAUGCCAACAUCAUAAGCAGCGAAGGAAAUUAUCUCAGUCAGUCAGAGCCCCAGUCUGCUGAGAAUCUGAGAAAAAUUGCGGUCCUCCUCUUGUCCAGAGGCUGUUCAUGAAACACCCUCGCUCCUGUCCUUGAUUGCUGGAAGCCAAACCUGGCAUAGAACGUGGUCCCUGCAGCAAUGACCUCCCAGCUACAGUGGGUGAGAUGGCUCUCAUCUGCUCUCCUGGGCUACCUGAGCUGCUGCUGCGCGCCGCAGGCUGUGGCGCAGUUCCCCCGUGUCUGCAUGACAGCAGAGGCGCUGCUGGCCAAGCGCUGCUGCCCAGCCUGGGGGCAAGAGCCAGGCAAUGUGUGUGGCUCCCAGCAGGGCAGGGGAUCGUGCAGGGAGGUGCAGGUGGACACCAGGCCAUGGCGCGGCCCAUACGCCCUCCGCAACGUGGAUGACCGGGAACGAUGGCCCCUGAAGUUCUUCAAUCAGAGCUGCCAGUGCACAGGAAACUUUGCUGGCUAUAACUGUGGUGACUGCAAGUUUGGCUGGACUGGCCCCAACUGCGAUGAAAGGAAGCCACUUCUUGUCCGGAAAAAUGUCCAUGCCUUGACUGCGGCAGAGAGAGAGCAGUUCUUAGAUGCUUUAGACCGUGCAAAGAAUACCACUCACCCAGACUAUGUGAUUGCUACACAGCACUGGCUGAGUCUCCUUGGGCCCAAUGGAACUGAACCACAAGUUACAAACUGUAGUAUUUACAACUACUUUGUGUGGCUUCAUUACUACUCAGUCAGGGACACUCUAUUAGGACCUGGCCGCCCAUUCACCGCUAUAGAUUUCUCCCACCAAGGACCUGCCUUUGUUACUUGGCAUAGGUACCAUUUGCUGCUACUGGAAAAAGAUCUCCAGCGACUGAUUGGCAAUGAAUCCUUUGCAUUGCCCUAUUGGAAUUUUGCCACAGGUAGAAAUGAGUGCGAUGUGUGUACAGAUCAGCUUUUUGGAGCAUCAAGACCAGAAGAUCCAAGCCUAAUAAGUCAGAAUUCAAGGUUCUCACACUGGGCAAUAGUGUGCAAUAGCUUGGAUGAUUACAACCGUCUGGUUACACUGUGUAAUGGGACUAAUGAAGGGAGUCUACGGAGGAACCCACAAGGGAAGUCUAGCGAGCGGUUGCCAACCAUGGAAGAUAUCCAGAACUGCCUUUCACUUCAAGAGUUUGAUAAUCCUCCUUUUUUCCGGAAUUCUAAUUUCAGCUUCAGGAAUGCCCUGGAAGGGUUUGGUAAACCAGAUGGACCCUUUGUCUCCCCAGUGGUGAGCCUGCAUAACUUGGUUCACUCUUUCCUGAAUGGAACCAGCGCUUCCUCUCAUGCUGCAGCCAAUGAUCCAAUCUUUGUGGUCCUUCAUUCCUUUACUGAUGCCAUCUUUGAUGUGUGGAUGAAACAAUUUAACCCCUCUGAGAAUGCUUGGCCUCUGGAGCUGGCCCCUAUUGGGCACAACAGGAUGUUCAACAUAGUCCCUUUCUUCCCUCCUGUGACCAACGCACAACUCUUUCUUGCUGCAGAACAACUUGGCUACAGCUAUGCCAUUGACCUGUCAGAUUCACUUGAAGAAACACAUGCUUGGGCUAUUAUGGUUGGAUCCACUAUCGGAGGAGCACUGGUAGCUUCAGUUAUACUAAUUAUGCUGCUUGCACUCUUUCAGCACAGAAGAUACAGAAAAGGUUUUGAACCACUGAUAAAUGCAAGAUUCAGCAUAAAAAAUUAUACAGAAGAGGCCUAGUGCUGUAGCAUUGUGUCGUCAGAUUUACCUGUAGGAAACUAACCUGAUUAGCGGCAAAGAGUCCUGAGGCACCUUAUAAACUAACAGAUGUAUUGGAGCAUAAGCGUUCGUGGGUGAAUAUCCACUUCAUCAGAUGCGUGUAGUGGAAAUUUCCACUACAUGCAUCUGACGAAGUGGGUAUUCAUCCUCGAACGCUUAUGCUCCAAUACGUCUGUUAGUUUAUAAGGUGCCACAGGACUCUUUGCCACUUUUACAGAUCCAGACUAACACGGCUACCCCUCUGAUACUUAACCUGAUUAGCUGUUCAACUCUUAGCCAAGUGCUGAACUAACAACUUGACACACAUUCCUUUGCUAGACAGCUAGUGACAUUGUUCUCAUCUCAGUGGCCCUGUUCUUUUCCAGUCAUUUGGGAUCAUCAGUCUCAUGUCUUCCAACAUUUUGAAACAACCCACGAGGUACUUUGCUUUACAUGUGUUUGCUUUCACACACACAUGAACAGCCUAAGACAGGAUACAGUUUUCCUGUUGCCAAAGGUUGUUUGUAGUUUGUGAUGCCUAGGUUUGGAUCACAUCCUCUGAGAAUCCUGAGACAGAAAAAAAGAAAAACAAAGACAAAUGCAAAUCUUUUUCCUAAAUGUGUUUCUAAACUAACAAUAUUGUGACAAGCAGAAUUUCAUGGACUAUAUAUCUUUGGUUAAAAAGUAUAUACAGGCAUAAAACAAUAUUGCAAAUAAGUGAUGUUUCUUUAAAAAAAGGACUCAAAUAUUCCAUGUACGAUUCUGUGAAUGCUUUUCUGGGUGUGUGGCUAGAUGGAAUAUUGUAAGGAAUAUGUGGGGACAGUUUAAGCCACAGAAUCAGCCCUUAACUUAAAUUGCAUAAGAACUAAAAUAAACACCAGGAAACUCCCUAAUUCAAAUUUCCCAUGUUCAAGUAAGUAAUGAGCAGGAAUUCAUUUCUAACUAAACAGACACUCCUGUGUGAUUUCAGUACCAGGGGCCUGUGGCACAGACUGAAUCCUAUACCUGCCCUUCUGCACAUGGAAACUUCUCAGGCUAUGCUGAGAGGAAAGAGGUGAGUGGGGGGUCAGACACAGCUGAAGUGAUGGGGGGUUGCAGGAAAUUGUCAGGAGAUAGCAGUGUUAUAAGUACCAGAGAAGCAGGGGUGAAUGUGUGUUUGUGUAUGAAGGGCAGAAAUUAGCUCAUAGAUUGUAGGACCCCAUGUUGUUCUUCCCAAAUGGCCUCACCAAACCUUUAAAGCCAAUCCCAGCACACAUAGGGGGUGGGGGCGACACAUAGGCGGUGGGGGGAGCACUGUGCCUCUGCCUAGUAACUGAGGGACAUGACAUCGCUUCUGAGGAGCUGAGUGGAACCAAGUAGGGAGCCUGCCUUAGUCCUGCUGCACCGCCAACUGGACUUUUAACUGCCCGGUCAGCAGUGCUGACUGGAGCUACCAGGGUCCCUUUUCGACCAGGUGUUCCAGUCGAAAACCGGACACCUGGCAACCCUAAUGCUCACAUGGACUGAACAUGCUCAGUUACACUGCAGAAGCUGGCUGCCCUCACUCUGCUCCCCGCCCCACCCCCAACCCCCAUCGGCAGGCAUAGGUCCUCUCUACUGGCAGCACUAGAAAGCAAAAAAAAUUUCAGUCUUUUGCUCUAGCUACCUCUUACUCCAGCUGCUGCUCUUCCCUACCUGUGUAAUAUUGGCACACAUCACUGGCACUUUAUAUAUUCAUUCACAUUAUAGAAUAGCACAUUAUUUUACAGCCUCAACAGCUAAAUCCUCAGACCAGAAAGAAUUUAGCUCUAGUAAGUUCUCUGAUAGGCUUCCUCUAUUGAACAAUGUCAGCUAGAGAAGGAGUCCGGCAUUUCAAAUUUCCCUCUAAAUUUUGUAGGCUCUUUUCAUUUCAACCUCUACGGAUUCUCCUACAUUAAUGACUUGAAAAAAUGUUACUCUGAGUGUUGAAAGAACUAUUUGCUGUAAACAAACUAGUCCUAAAACAUUUUUCAAAAUAUCGGAUGUAGAAAUUAAGCAUCUCACCUGGAAAGACUGAAAUGCUCUUUAGUUUUCCAAACUUCUGGUUAUGGGAGGAGGAUUAAAACAGGAUUUGGUAUUCCCAUACUUCCCUCUUGCUUUCCUCAAUAGUCCGUAAGUAACUUGGCUUACUAUUGCAUUUGUAUCAGGGUUUUGCCAUAUGUUCUUGAGAUCGCCUGUGUUCCCAUCAUUUAUUAAGUCCUGGAUGGAUCUUGUAGACUUCAGUGGAUAGUAUGUUAUAUCACUGCUAUGCUUUACCAAUGGUAUCUUUUAUGGUACAAUUUACUGUGUUGAUUUCUAGAAAAAUUAAGCCCUGUUUUAACUAUCUGAAUAAACAUUUACCAUAUUAAAGGACUUAGCAUUUUGACAGUGGUAGUAUAAAUCUAACUGUAAGGCACACUGAUCAUGGAAGAUAUGUGCAAAUCUUAUUAUAUACUUAGCUUUCUUUGUGUACAUAUGGCCCUAUUGUAAUUUCUGCUAAAUGCAAAACUUGUUCCUAAAAUACUUUGAGGAUGCGGAAAUGUUGUAUAUGAUACAUUAAAUAUAGGUUGUUACAUGCAAUGAGUCAUAUUUUAAAGUAUGUCAUCUUUGAUUACAUAAGUAAAAUAUCCUAACUCAACAUACAUCAUUCAGUCACACGAUGCAUUGUAAAU